Messenger RNA from Hevea brasiliensis (rubber tree), 3003 nucleotides. Its product is annotated as receptor-like protein EIX1. Gene Ontology annotation, molecular function: protein binding. Gene Ontology annotation, cellular component: plasma membrane. Bases 1 to 3003 code for a protein of 1000 amino acids. The record is from RefSeq and is a predicted model, not a curated record. The transcript has a single exon. Lineage: Eukaryota; Viridiplantae; Streptophyta; Magnoliopsida; Malpighiales; Euphorbiaceae.
AUGGAAACCUUUCCAUUUCUUUGGAUUAUCUGUCUCUUAUCUGGAGAAUUAUUUUGUGGUGGAGUAGCUCAUUUGGCGCACUGCAAUGCAGCUGAUAGGAAGGCUCUUCUUGACCUUAAAAGGGGUCUUAAUGAUUCUUGGAACCGGCUCUCCUCAUGGCAUGGAACCAAUUGCUGUAAAUGGUCAGGAAUAGCUUGUGACAAUACAACUGGUGCUAUUCUCGCAGUUGAUCUCCCAAAUUCAUCAGGUCUUCAGCCAUUAGGUGGGGAGAUAAGACCUUCACUGGCAAAACUUAAGUCCUUGAAACAUCUGGAUUUAAGUGGGAACGAAUUCAGAGGUAAAAUUCCUCAUUUCUUGUUCUCUUUGGUGAACUUGCAAUAUCUAAACCUGUCAUUUGCUGGGUUUAGUGGGGCAAUUCCUCCAAAUCUUGGAAACAUCUCUAGCUUGCAGCUUCUUGAUGUCUCUUCAGUUAGUUUAAAUGUUGAUAAUCUUGAAUGGGUGAGUUGUCUUCUAUCGCUGAAAUAUUUGGCAAUGAAUUAUGUAGACCUUUCAAAGGUAGGACGAGAAUGGAUUGAGCCAUUAAACAAGCUUCCACUUUUAUCUGAGUUGCACUUAGAAUUUUGUGGUUUAUCCAGUUUCAUCUAUUCUCUUCCUUCCGUUAAUUUUACUUCUCUUAAAGUGUUAAACCUUCAAGGCAGCUUCUUCCAGGCCAAGUUGCCGACUUGGUUUGUGAACAUUAGCAGCCUCAUAUCUGUUGACAUCGAAAAUGGCGGCUUGACUGGAAGGAUUCCGCUUGGUUUUGGCGAAUUGCCAAAUUUGCAGUCCUUGAAGCUUAGUUAUAAUAUGAAACUCUCAGCCAGCUCCUUCCAACUGUUUACAAGAAGCUGGAAAAAGAUACGAGUUCUCGACUUAAGUAUCAAUGUACUACAUGGUAGACUUCCUGCUCAUCUUGGAAAUAUGACAUCUCUCAUUUAUUUUGAUUUACACAACAAUAAUAUUGAGGGUGGUAUUCCAAGCUCCAUUGGUAAUCUUUCUAACUUGCAGUAUAUUGACUUGUCAUUGAAUAAACUGACAGGAAGUUUACCAGAUUCAAUUGGCCAGCUCAAGAAUCUUGUUGAACUUCGGUUGAACAAUAACUUGCUUCAAGGUUCCAUCCCUGAUUCUAUUGGAAAUUUACAGCGUUUAGCUACCCUCACGCUUUCAUCAAAUAAGCUAAAUGGUACUCUGCCUGAUAGCAUUGGGCUGCUCUCUGAGUUGUCUUCCCUUGAUGUUUCUCUCAAUAAAUUGACAGGUAUUAUUUCAGAAGCACAUUUUCAUAGGUUGAGGAAACUGGUGGAAAUUAUUUUAUCAGCAAAUUCAUUCAUUUUAAAUGUCAGCUCCAAUUGGGUCCCUCCUUUCCAAGUCAUUGUCUUGCAUAUGGGUUCAUGCCAUCUAGGUCCAUCCUUCCCCUCUUGGCUUAGAUCUCAAAAACAGGUCAAAGUUUUAGAUUUCUCAGGGGCUGGUAUUUCAGAUUCUAUCCCAAAUUGGUUCUGGGACAUGACUAGCAUUCUAGCCCGUUUGAAUGUUUCUUUCAAUAGUUUAGAGGGUCAUACACCAAAUUCAUUCAAUAUAACUCCUUAUGCAGGGGUUGAUAUGAGCUCCAACCAAUUCAAAGGACCCAUUCCUCUUCUAAAUGUCUUGUUACUAGAUCUUUCUAAUAACCAGUUUUCUGGUAGUAUACCGGAAAAUAUUGGUCAAGCCAUGUCAUCGUUAACAUUUCUUUCACUUUCUGGUAACAAGUUGUCCGGUGCAAUCCCAACCUCAAUAGGACAGAUGUCAGUACUCGAUGUCUUUGAUCUCUCAUACAAUAACUUGGCAGGAAGCAUUCCCUCAAGCAUAGGAAAUUGUUCUUCCCUCACUGUUCUAGACCUUCAAAAUAACAAUUUGUCUGGUGGGAUUCCAAAAUCUAUGGGUCAGCUAACUGGGCUUCAAACACUUCACCUGAGCAAUAACCAAUUCUCAGGAGAAAUCCCAUCAUCUCUUCAGAAUUUGUCAAAGUUGGAAACUUUAGAUUUUGGAAACAAUAUGUUAACAGGGAAUUUAGGAAGUUGGUUUGUAGAAGCGUUUCCGCAUCUCAGGAUACUAAGCUUGAGGUGUAAUAACUUUUAUGGAAAACUUCCCUUGGCGCUUUCAAAUUUGAGUUCCUUGCAAAUUUUGGACCUGGCAGAAAACAAGUUCAAUGGUUCCAUUCCUGCUUCCUUCGGCGAUCUUAAGGCCAUGGGUCAAGAGCAAACGGUUGGAGAUUAUUUGCGUUAUGGAACUAUUGAUGAGAAUCACUAUUACCAAGAAAACAUUCGUGUGGUCAUGAAUGGCCUUGAACUGCAGUACACCAAAACUCUUUUCCUUCUAACCAGCAUUGAUCUUUCCGGAAACCAUUUCUAUGGAGCGCUACCUGAAGAAAUAACAAAAUUAGUUGGUUUGGAGACAUUGAACCUGUCAAGAAACCACAUAAGUGGCCAGAUUCCUAAGAGCAUUUCAGAAAUGCGUCAGCUAUUAUCUCUUGAUCUCUCAGGCAAUAUGCUUUCAGGUCCUAUUCCACAAAGUAUAUCUUCAUUGACAUUUCUAGCGAAUUUGAAUGUGUCAAACAAUGACUUGUCAGGUAUGAUACCUUCUGCAAAUCAGAUGUCAACUUUUAAUGCAUCCUCUUUCGCUGGGAACCCUGGUCUAUGCGGAGAUCCUCUUGCGGUGAAGUGUCCUAACGAUUCAAACAAUGGAGGUGACAAUUAUCCAGAUGGUGGGGGAAAAGCUGAUCAGGCUGACAAUGGCAAUGGCUUCAUUGAUAAAUGGUUUUACAUGAGCGUUGGGAUGGGAUUUGCAGUAGGUUUAUUGAUUCCUUAUUUAGUUUUUGCAAUGAAAAGGUCUUGGGGUGGAGUAUACUUUGCAUUUGUGGAUGGAACUGCUUAUAGAUUGUCAAGUGAGAAAAUGAAAGCAGCUAUGAGAAGAAGAAAUCGGAGCACACGCUGA